Liolophura sinensis is the source of this 1625-nucleotide messenger RNA. Its product is annotated as putative defense protein 3. The transcript is spliced from 5 exons. NCBI's taxonomy places the organism in Eukaryota, Metazoa, Mollusca, Polyplacophora, Chitonida, Chitonidae. The record is from RefSeq and is a predicted model, not a curated record. The coding region runs from base 131 to 787 and encodes 218 amino acids. Gene Ontology annotation, cellular component: membrane.
UCUGUGACGUGCAAUUCAUCCACAACGAGGCAGACUGUGGUUGUGUUUUCUCGAGCCCUACAUUACUCUGCUAUAACUGUAAGUUCUUCAAACCUCAUCGUGACUUUUCACUUUCUCAUCAGGCAACAAAAUGGCUACUAACAACAUUGUUGGGCUCCUCGCAAUUAUCGGAUGUUUGGCUGGCGUGAAAGCCUAUCCCAAUGGCCCUCCAGUAACGGUAUGUACAACCAUGACUCCCAGUCAACAAUCCCACGGCACAGCGCAGAAUACAGCUUCUCCGUACACCGUGACCACAAACAAACCUACCUACAUGCCCGGCGAGACGAUUACCGUGACGUUAACAAGCCCAGCCAACUCAAAUUUCAAGGGUGUCUUUGUGCAGGCCCGCCUGAAAAAUGGGCAAAAUACCGAACCACAAGGAACAUUCAUGUUGAAUGAUGGAGAAACUGAGCUGAAACUGAUGACCUGUGCUAAUAGGGCAAACAGCGCUGUGUCACACAAUUCACGUGUCCUGAAAACAACAAAAACCUUAAAAUGGAAGGCUCCUGAUACUAAUGUUGGGGAUGUGCGGUUCAUGGUAACAUUUGUGAGGGAGACGAGAAUAUUCUGGGAAGGCGUCAUGUCUGCAGAUGUGAAGGGCAUGGAUGCAGUUACGCAGAAUGCAGUUACGCAGGAUGCAGGUACCACAACGAUGAAGCCAGGCAACGGUUCCAGCACCGUAAACAUCCAGGGAGUACUCAUCGUGGCAUUAGUAGCGGCUACAGGUUUCCUACAGAUGAUCCUUUAGUCACGCCUUCAAAACGUGAACAGUGCGUGGACGUCCAAAACCUUCAUCUCUCUGACGUCACUUUUGCUGGCUUCGUGUGUCAUUUCCACAAACUGUCGCAACACUAAGCAAGUCACGUUUACCGUACUGUAUCUCAUCAUUACACGUUGUCAUAGCUAUAUGACAUAGCUAUAUAACUAUAAGUUAUGCCAGUCGGAACUUGUGACUGUUUGAUAAAAGCAGGGCUCACGACACAGAGAUGAUGGUCUUUUUCCCCGCUCCAUUUCCAUAUGAGAAAUGUAUACCAUGUGACCACGAGCUUUUCAUUUCUUAUACAAACAUUAAGAUCGACACUAUGCACAGUAAAUCCUUGAGCCAUUACAUCUGAGUUUACGACCUGCCAUGAUGAUGACAUCACAAUGACGAUUGCGCCCAUCGCACCAAUCAGGGCCAUGCGUACAUACAUGUAUUUACGGAAAGGCUGCAGGGAAAAUACCAUCGCCCCUCUGAUAUAUUUUGAUGUCCAUGCACUUAAAUUUAAAAAAAAAAUUACAUUUCAGCUUGAUACACGUACUUUAUACACUCGUAGGCUGGACACAUGUUUGCCAUCUAAAUAUGACACUUAAACAAUAAUAAUCAAAAAUAUAUUAUUAGAUGCUAAAAUGACGUUUAUAGGGUACGAUUUGAACCAGUGCCAUUUAAGAUGGAGAUCCUCAUUCAGUACUAUAUAAACUGAGAGAAAAAUAAAAUACAUGUCAGCAUUGCUCAAUUUUGUACAUCUUUGUUUUCGACUGAAUGCUAUUAAAUAAAACAGCCCAGUCUGGAUGAAAGCCAUCACGCAUAGUUAUACGUCUCAACC